GGCGGGCGCUUACAUUUCAUCUGUCUUAUCUUAAUUGCGGUCUUUCAUGGUAAUAGAGCAUCGAUGGAUGUUGGAUGCAGCGGAGUUGUUCUUCUCAUGAUACUGGCUAUUGCACCAGUAGCAAUAGCAAGAGCAGCAAAGUCUGCUGUGAAUUUAUUAGAAGCUGAGGCACUGCUCAAGAGUGGCUGGUGGGGAGACAGUAGUACUGCUGCAACAAACAUCUCUGCCCACUGCCAGUGGCCUGGUAUCAUUUGCAACGAUGCUGGUAGUGUUACCGAAAUACUACUUCCAAACCAUGGAACUCUAGAUGAGUUGACAAAUUUGGGUCUCUCUUCUUUUCCGAACCUGGUUAGUCUAGAUCUCAGUGGAAAUGAACUUUACGGAGUCAUCCCACAACAAAUAGGUGCACUCUCCAAACUCACCUAUCUCAAUUUGUCUUUCAACUAUCUUUAUGGUGAGCUUCCUUCUUCUCUGGUAAAUCUUACGCAACUAGCACAACUCGAUGUUUCUUCGAACUCGAUUGCAAGCUUAAUUCCUCCGGGUAUCGGAAACUUGACGAACUUGGUUGCUCUAGAUUUGAGCCAGAAUUCUUUUGGAGUCCGCAUCCCUCCAACUCUUGGCCACUUGUCCAAAUUAGUGUCCCUCAAUCUCCGCGGCAAUGAACUUUACGGAGCCAUCCCACAUCAAAUAGGUGCACUCUCCAAACUCGCCUAUCUCGAUUUGUCUUCCAAUGGACUUGAAGGUGAGCUCCCUUCUUCUCUAGUAAACCUCACGCAACUAGCACAACUCGAUGUUUCUUCGAACUCGAUUGCAAGCUUAAUUCCUCCAGGCAUUCGGAACUUGACAAAUUUGGUUACUCUAGACUUGAGCCAGAAUUCUUUUGAGAGUCCCAUCCCUCCAACUCUUGGCCAAUUGUCCAACCUUGACUCCCUUGACCUCAGCAAUAACCAUUUCAAUGGAACAAUUCCUUCAGCUCUUUUUAAUUUGACAAAUCUUUUCCGGCUAGACAUUCACUCAAAUCCCGCAAUGGGAGAAUUUCUCCCAGAAGAAAUAGGAAAUUUGAAGAGUUUACUUGAAUUAGACUUCAGUGACCUUAAUCUUUCAGGUGCCCUUCCUUCAGCUCUUUGCGGCCUAACCAAACUAGCAUCUCUUUCAGGUGCUGAGAAUCAAAUUUAUGGCUCCAUUCCCUCUGAAAUAGGAAAUUUGAAAAUUUUGGAAUAUCUCAAUCUUGGGUCCAACCGGCUGACUGGUCAAAUCCCUCCGACCCUUGGCAAUCUGACUGCUCUAGUUAAUUUGGACCUCUCUUCUAACCAAAUAAGUGGUUCCUUGCCUCUUGGACUUUUCAAUAUGCCUUCUCUAGAAAUUCUAGAUCUUUCCUCAAACCAACGGACAGGCUCAAUUUCUACCCAAUUUGGGGAUGACAUUUUUAAAUCCGAGCUGUACCUCUUGACUUUGAAUCUUUCCCACAAUAUUCUCUCUGGCACUGUCCCCUCGUCUCUUAUGCGACUGGGGGACGUCGACCUGUCCUAUAAUGCUUUGGAAGGUGAACUUCCGUGCGAGCUUGUCAUUGAGUUUGGUUUAGAAAGAUUUGUCGGCAAUCCAGACUUGCGUCACGAUUCCACUCUUUGUGGAGUAUCUCCUUCUGUUAUGGGAAAUCACACUCCUGUUGUUGUGGGAAAUCAUAGACAUCGCACCCUAUACUACAUCAUAGGUCUUGGCGUAACCUUGUUGGUGUUCGCAAUAACUGGCGGAUUAGUAAUUUAUAUCCGCUGCUUCAAGAAAGUUAAAGUCGAGCUCAUGGACAAUAAACAUGGAGACAUUUUCAGAAUAUGGAACUAUGAUGGACAUAUGGCUUACAAAGACAUAAUUAAAGCAACCAACGAUUUUGAUGUCUGUUAUUGCAUCGGGACAGGGGGGUAUGGCUCUGUAUACAGAGCACGGUUGCCAAGUGGGAAAGUAGUGGCUUUGAAAAAGCUUCACCGUCUGGAAGGCGAGAAUCCAAAUUUUGACAAGAGCUUUAGGAAUGAAGCCGACAUGCUUUCUAAAAUCAGGCACAGGAACAUUGUAAAGCUCUUCAGAUUCUGUCUGCACAAGCGAUGCAUGUUUCUGAUUUAUGAGUAUAUGGACAGAGGAAGCUUGUUUUGUAUCUUGAGAGAUGAAACUGAAGCUGUGGAGCUGGAUUGGAUUAAAAGAGUGAAUUUGAUCAAGGGCAUUGCCGGUGCAUUGUCCUACUUGCAUCAUCAUUGUGAUCCGCCAAUCAUUCACAGGGAUGUAUCAAGCAACAACAUUCUUUUGAAUUCACAGCUCGAAGCAACUCUUUCUGACUUUGGAACUGCGGGGAUUUUGGAACUUGAUUCAUCAAAUCAAACGGUCAUUGCAGGCACCUUUGGUUACAUGGCACCAGAGCUAGCCUAUACCAUGGUGGUCACUGAAAAGUCAGAUGUGUAUAGCUUUGGCGUUGUGGUGCUGGAAACGCUGUUUGGAGAGCAUCCACGAGAAUUCCUUUCUUGCAUAUCAUCACAACCCAAUGAACCAAUACUGCUGAAGGAUCUUUUUGAUGCCCGUCUGCCCCCUCCGACUAACCCUUUUGUGGUUCGAAAUGUGGUUCUCGCAACAGCGUUAGCCCUGGAUUGCAUCAACGCAAACCCGAAAUGUCGACCAACAAUGCAGCAAGUGGUGAACCGAUUUGAAGAGGGCAGGCGAGAACCAACUAGGCCUUUGCACACCAUUGCUGUGAAUCAGCUUGUUAGUCCUUCAGAACUUUCACUGCCUGACCAAAGCUACACAGUAGUUUAAGCACCACGAAUGGCUUUCGUGUGGAUAUCUCUACCGUCAUCCAAUAUUUACACCAAAGGAGAAAUUGAAUUUGCUUGC
This is a messenger RNA of Coffea arabica (coffee), 2874 nucleotides long. Its product is annotated as MDIS1-interacting receptor like kinase 2-like. The record is from RefSeq and is a predicted model, not a curated record. Gene Ontology annotation, molecular function: ATP binding; protein kinase activity; protein binding. Gene Ontology annotation, biological process: protein phosphorylation. Lineage: Eukaryota; Viridiplantae; Streptophyta; Magnoliopsida; Gentianales; Rubiaceae.